AUGACAAAUGAUCCAUCAGCAUUAAAAUUUGGUUAUACAGAUCCAUUUUCAUUUGGUUUUAGUCAACAUUCAUCAUUAUCAUACAAUGGUUCGUCACAAAGAAAACAAAGACGUGAACGUACAACUUUUUCUCGUGCACAACUUGAUCAACUUGAAACAUUAUUUGAUCGAACACGUUAUCCAGAUAUAUUUAUGAGAGAAGAAGUUGCUAUGAAAAUAAAUUUACCUGAAUCAAGAAUACAAGUUUGGUUUAAAAAUCGUCGAGCAAAAUGUCGUCAACAAGAUAAAGCAACAAAAAAACCUUCAUCAUCAUCAAAUAGUAGUUUACAUGAAAAAAAUAAUAUAUCACCUUGUAAACGUGAAGCUAAAAGUCCAAAUAUCCGUCUUAAUCGUCAUUCAUCACCAUCAAUAAAUGGUGGAACAAGUUCAGAUAAUUCAACAGCAUCAGCAGCUGCAGCUGCAUCUUUAGCUGCAUGGUCAUCACAAGCUGCUGCUUAUCAUCAUAUAUAUCCAGCAUCUUAUAGUCCAAAUCAAGCACUUUUUUAUAGUAAUGAUCCAGCAACAGCAGUAACUAAUCCAGCAAUGUAUGGAACUAGUUAUAGAAAUCAAGAAAUGGAUUUUCUUCAAUCAACAGGAAUGUAUGGACGUACAAGUGAAGAAUUUAUGAACGGAUGGACAAAUGCUCAUCAUCAUCAUCCUCAUCAUCAAAACUUUAAAAUUUUCAAUUAA
Molecule: messenger RNA, 729 nt
Organism: Adineta steineri
Lineage: Eukaryota; Metazoa; Rotifera; Eurotatoria; Adinetida; Adinetidae
Source: the annotation of a GenBank genome assembly